CACUAUCGGUGUCUAGCGCUCCGAUGGGUUUUGUCUAAUUUUUUUUUUUCGACGGGCUUGCAGACGACAUCGAUGAUUUGAACAAUCAAACUGCUUCAUCGCCGCAACCACAGACAAGAUGAGACCUUUGACAGAGCAAGAAACAAAAACCCUCUUCGAGAAGCUCGCCAACUACACCGGCAGCUCUCUCAAGAACCUCAUUGCGCCGCUCGACGACUCGCCCAACUCCGACCGCUACGUCUUUCGCAUGCAGAAGAACAGAGUCUUCUACGUCUUGCUCUCUGUCGCCAACCUUGCUACAUCCAUCUCUAGAGAUAACCUGCUGUCUCUCGGAACCUGCCUUGGCAAGUUCACCAAGACUGGCAAAUUCCGACUGCACAUUACCGCCCUCCCCAUCCUCUCCGAACACGCCCGAUGGAAGGUCUGGAUUAAGAGCAACGGUGAAAUGCCGUUCCUCUACGGUGGAAACGUUGUCAAGGCGCACAUUGGACGCUGGUCCGACGACUGCCCCGAGCACCAGGGCGUUAUUGUCUACAACAUGAACGAUACCCCUCUUGGCUUUGGUGUCUCAAGCCGCAGCACUGCUGAGGCCAGACGCCUGGAUCCUACCGGUAUCACCGUCUUUAGACAAGCCGACUGUGGAGAAUUCCUCCGAGACGAAGACAACCUCUUUGCUACUGGUUAAGUAGACCGUCGGGUUGUUGGCUUUCCGUUCGUGGUUGUGCCCCGAAGUAGAGAGGCAUAAGCCAAGAAUUUGAUGCGAUAUGCAUGUCAAUUUUUUUUACUUGGGUUUUCACGCUGGCGUUUAGGGGUUCCAAAAAACUUUUGUUUAUAGUAGAUGAAUACAAUCAAAAUGUAUAUGCAAUCUGAUAUCUAUCGAGUAUCAUACCGUCUCAACGCCAACUCCUAAAGAAAUCCAUGUAUGCAACGCUAAUAUCAUUUAAACAGGGACUGCCAUCUCCAACACAGGAGAGGCAGGACGGCUCUGGCUGUUAAAGAAGCCAAUAUGCGAGCGGUGGGCAACAUAUUCGCUGUCAGCGUAGCCCAAGAUGCCCUCAAUGUCGGUGCUCUGGUGGCCCAUGAUGCGCACGAUUUCUUGCGCCGCAUAAUUGACAAUGCAGCGGCCAACCUCUUCAGGCUCGCCGUCCCACAUCUUGCCAUUUGGUCCAGGCGUCUUGCGGCGGUUGACAACCACAAUUCUCACAGCUUCGUGUGGAGCAAAGUGGCCAUCGACAUCAAGAAUACCAACAGGGAGCAAACCGGCCUUGCCAAGCAGGGCCUUGUAAGCUCCACCGUCAAUGUAAAUGCUGCCAUGAGGGUUGGGAGUGUGCAACAGCCAGAAUUGGCGAUCGCGGAUGGGCUCAUUUGAGGGUAGGAAGCGGGUGUGUAGAGGGGGCCCAGUGGUAGGCACGUGCUUUGCGACGGGGGAGAUGAGGCUGAGAGAGGAUGUGCGGGAGAGGAUCUCGCCGUCUUCAUCUGCAAUGACAGACGAGCGAGGGGAACUGUAGAGGUACUGGACAAUGCCCAGGAUGUUGCCGGGAUUUGAAGAGCGGGUGAUGAUGGUUGUGACACCGGCAGAUGUUCCUAGUCUAGCGGCAAUAAUCUUGGUGCUCAUGCCACCAGUACCAAGA
Molecule: messenger RNA, 1631 nt
Organism: [Torrubiella] hemipterigena
Lineage: Eukaryota; Fungi; Ascomycota; Sordariomycetes; Hypocreales; Clavicipitaceae
Source: the annotation of a GenBank genome assembly